Molecule: messenger RNA, 588 nt
Organism: Entrophospora candida
Lineage: Eukaryota; Fungi; Glomeromycota; Glomeromycetes; Entrophosporales; Entrophosporaceae
Source: the annotation of a GenBank genome assembly
AUGGAAUAUUACACCAGGAAUAGUCUUAUCCUUAAUGCUAAAAAUAACACCAACACGAUCACUUCUAAACCUUCCAUAAAGAAAACUAAAAAAAUAACCAAAAUUCAAAAACCCUCCUCUUCCAGUAACAAUAUUAAGCCUAAAAAAUCAAAUAUCAAGAUCAACAACAAUGAUCAUAUUAUCAUUAGUAUUAAUAAUAAUGAAGAUACUGAUUUUAAAAAUGUCAAUGGCAGCAAUUAUAAUGUGAUUAAUAGUGAUGAUGAUAUUAACGACUUUUUUAAUGAAUCAUCAAAUUCAUCAAUACGUGUACCAAAAAGAAAUAUUGCAAGAAUUGCGUCCAUAAAGAAAAAUUUAAAACGUGGGAAUAAAACCAAAAUCACUCGGGGAUGUUCUGAAGAGGAAGAAGUUGAAAACAAUAUUGAUAACGGUGGAAUAAAUUUUCGUUGUGUAUGUGAGAAACCACUUUUUAAUACUGCAAUGAUUCAAUGCUGGGGAUGUAAUUGUUGGCAACAUUGUGUUUGCGUUGGAAUUUACGGUUCAUACCCUGGAGAAUAUUAUUGCUCGGAAUGUCGAGUCGAAGGAUUUUGA